UUUUUUAUAUAUAUGCUAUUUGGCCUAUAGUUUCCUUAAGCUGGCUCUUUUCUGAUGUUAUCACUAACUUUUUUCUGUAGAGCAUCACAUCUUGAAAAGCUAAGCUGAAUGGACUCAUGUAUGUUCUUUUGUGUCUCCUAAUAAGUUGAAAAAUUGGUUCACUGAACAUUUUCUGAUUUAUUUAUUUUUUUUCCCCCAGGAGAUCAGUGAUUCCAUAGUUGCCUUAUUAAAAUCACCUGCCAGCUCUGAAAAAAGUACUGCUGGUGAGAUAGUCAGGAUGGCACAUACCAAAGAAAUACUUUGCUGUCAAGAUAACAAAAUAUUGGGCUUCUACCGGGAAUUAGGCUCUACUAAAUGGGGAUAUAAGGAGAGAAACCUUACAGUAGAAGAAAGAAACAUGGCAGAUGGUGAAAAGAAUUUAGUUACCCCCCUUAAAAGAAAGCAAGAGGUACCUACAUAUUGUUUGGGGAAAAAAAGAUUGCUUGUUAAGAAACACAUUUCACAUGAGAGGAGAUAUAACUGGACUUCCAGACAAGCAGAGCAUUCUGAAAAUGAUUUUUGUGAUAUCAGGAGUUUAGGAUAUGAAGAAAAAAGAGAAUUAAUUGCAAAUAUAGAAGAAGCAGUGGCUUUUGUAACUACCAUGAUAUUUCUAGAUGGUUCUUCACAGCUUAACACAGAGCAGACCACCUUAGCCUCAUCAGUAAAGGGAAUUGCUGUAUUAGUGAAGAGUCAAACAGAUCGCCUUUGCUCUCUCAAUUUCUCUUCAACUGCCAGUACUUGGAGCUCUGCUAGUCAAAGUGAUAAAUUCAUUUAUUUGGAAACUGAAUGCUCUUCCCUUUGGGAGCAAGAAGAACAGGCUCACAACAAAUUUGCCCGGCAAGUGUUGUUUCAAAUACUACGUUGCAAAGUUCCAGUUAUCUGCUUCAAUGCAAAAGAUUUCCUGAAGAUAGUACUUCAAAUUUAUGGUAAUGGAAUUAGCUGGAAACAAGUUGCUGAUAGUGUCGUGUUGGAUCCAAGGAUUGCAGCAUGGCUGAUAAACUCCAGUGACACAGUUCCCUCUUUUGAGUGCCUAAUGCAGUAUUUUGAAAAAUCUUAUUCAGUGGAAACAGUAAAUACAGAUACAGGUGCUUUGAGAAAUUCUUCGCAUCAAAACUUGAUUAUGAAUUUGCAAAAACUUUAUACUAUAAUGAUGGGCCUCGCUCAUGACUUACAGGUUCAAGGUUUGUGGAAAUUAUUUUGCACGUUAGAGCUUCCAUUGAUCAAAGUUCUGGCAGUAAUGGAAACUCAUAAAAUACAUGUGGACAAACAAGAACUGAAAAAAACAUCAGAGAUUCUGGGGUUGAGACUAAAAGAACUGGAAGAGGAAGCCCAUCAAAUUGCUGGAGAACGAUUCCUUUUGACCAGCAGUAGUCAACUUAGAGAAGUACUGUUUGAAAAGUUAAAACUGCAUACGCUGUGUGAAAAAAUUCCCAAAACUGAAAGACAGCAAGUUGCAUCCACCUCAGAAGUUGUGCUAAGUAAGUUGCAAGAUCUUCAUCCUUUGCCUAAGCUUAUGUUAGAAUACCGGCAGGUUCGUAAGAUGAAAUCAACCUAUGUGGAUGGACUAAGAACAUGCAUGAGAAAGGGAUUUAUUUGCCCUACAUGGAAUCAGACAGGAACUGUGACUGGUAGACUUUCAUCCAAACAUCCAAACAUUCAAGGUAUCUCUAAACAUCCAGUGAGAAUUAAAAAGAAACAGUACAUAAAAGGAAAAGAAGAGGAAAUAGUAACCAUUUCCCCACGAGCACUAUUUGUUUCAAAGAAAGGAUAUACGUUUUUAGCAGCAGAUUUUUCACAAAUUGAAUUAAGGAUCCUUGCUGACUUAUCAGCUGAACCAGAACUGUUGAAACUAUUCCAAGAGCCUGAAACCGCUGAUAUAUUUACCUCAUUGGCUUCUCAGUGGAAGGGCAUUCCAAGUGAACAAGUGAAACAAACUGAUAGAGAGCAAGCAAAGCGUAUCGUUUACUCAGUGGUUUAUGGAGCAGGUAAAGAACGUCUUGCUGAAUGCUUGGGAAUUACUCCUCUUGAAGCUAGUUGCUUUAUAGAGAGUUUUAUGCAAAAAUACAAGAAAGUACAUGAAUUUACAAAGAAAACCAUUGGACAAUGCCAAAAUAAAGGUUAUGUGGUUUCCAUUAUGGGACGCAAAAGACUGCUUGCUAAUAUCCAUUCACAGGAUUAUAAACUACGCACUCAAGCAGAGAGGCAGGCUGUCAAUUUUGUUGUUCAAGGAUCUGCAGCUGAUCUUUGCAAAAUGGCUAUGGUUGAGAUUUUUACCUCCGUUGUGGUUUCUCCAACUUUAACAGCCAGGUUAAUUGCUCAGAUUCAUGAUGAGUUGUUGUUUGAAGUAGAAGAUUCCCAAAUCCAGGAAUUUUCAGGUAAAUAUAAUCUCUUUCUUUCUCCCUCCCCAUUUCCCAACAGCCUACUACUGAACAGGAAUGGUAAUCCAUUUGCUUUAUCUUGA
Molecule: messenger RNA, 2500 nt
Organism: Meleagris gallopavo (turkey)
Lineage: Eukaryota; Metazoa; Chordata; Aves; Galliformes; Phasianidae
Source: RefSeq, a predicted model, not a curated record